Messenger RNA from Pieris brassicae (large cabbage white), 860 nucleotides. RefSeq lists its product as uncharacterized. The transcript is spliced from 2 exons. The record is from RefSeq and is a predicted model, not a curated record. Lineage: Eukaryota; Metazoa; Arthropoda; Insecta; Lepidoptera; Pieridae. Bases 152 to 682 code for a protein of 176 amino acids.
GGUGCACCCUCAAAAACGUGUACGCUCAAAAAGUUCCGUUUUUGGAGUAUAAUUCAAGUUGGAACAUUCAAAACAAACACAUCGAUAACAUUACUCAAACAAGUGAUUUGUUUUUGAAAAUUGCAGUUUAGUUUCAGUGUUAUGCACAAGAAUGCAGUUUAUAUUUGUGACAAUACUUGCACUCCACUUUACAUUAGUAGUAUGCAAGCGAAAAUACAAAGAUUCCUCCUCCGAAGAAAGUAUAGAAAACGUCCUAUACUACCAAGAUUGCAAGCAUAAACACGACCAACCACCGCCACUACAAAUGAGAGCCGUUGAACCACCGACUACCAAGAAGCCUCAAGAAUGCAAAAUGUGUUGCUCUAUGUGCUGUGGAGAGGAGUGUCAACAGUCAAGCACUUGCAAUCAACAAAAGCCUCAGUUCACACCAGUGAAAAAAAUUCAGCCAGCUCGACCCAUCCGGCCGCGCAUACAAAAUCAAAACCCAUUUUUUGCUAGAAGAGAAUUUGGAUUAACAAAAGAAAAUAUUAAGAGCCUUAUAUCUCAAGAUACGGAUAUAAGAAAGAUUUUAAAGGACUUAGUAAGAGUAACGAUGCAGAAGGUUGAUCUGAUGCAGCUAUUGAAGGCGAAGCAGACUGAGAAGCCGUUGCUGAAAGAGAGCGAGUAUGAAAAUGAUUUAUAAAGACACAGAUCUGUAAAUAAAAAGUACACAUUCAAAAAGUAGCUUUCUUUCUCCUGGAAUUACGUGUGUUUAAAUGCAGAUCUUCUCUCGUGUAUGAUGUUUACAAAUGUUCAAAUAUUAGUUUGCCAAUUAAUUCUAGAAAGCAAUAAAAAUAUAAAUAAAUUAUUUAUCCAGAAUA